Molecule: messenger RNA, 764 nt
Organism: Ipomoea triloba (trilobed morning glory)
Lineage: Eukaryota; Viridiplantae; Streptophyta; Magnoliopsida; Solanales; Convolvulaceae
Product: topless-related protein 1-like
Exons: 5
Coding region: 1-609 (202 amino acids)
Biological process (GO): regulation of DNA-templated transcription
Molecular function (GO): protein binding
Source: RefSeq, a predicted model, not a curated record
AUGUCUCUAUGUAUCAUACCCAAUAGUACGAAAGGAAUUAGUUGCAUCGCGUUCUCUAAUGCACUGAAUGUGCUCAUCUCGUCUGGCAUUGAUGCUCAGAUCGUUGUCUGGGAUUGCAAUAAGUGGGAGAAACAGAGAAGUGCAGUGCUGCAGAUUUCUCCAGAUUGGUCACCAACAGAAUUAUCAGAGACCAUCAUCCAAUUCCAUCAGGAUCAGAAACGCUUCCUGGCUGUACACGAGACGCAACUUUCAAUUUAUGAAGCUUGUACACUGCACUGUGUGAAGCAGUGGACGAUGAGGAACUUCUGCACCCGGAUAUGCCACGCAACAUUCUCUUGCAACAAUCAGUUUGUGUAUGCUGUGAUGAGAGAUGGAAUUGUAUUGAUACUCGAUGCUUCUCACCUCUGUCCCAGAUUUGAGAUUGAUCCAUCCACUUACAUCCCAUCUGAUAUCAGAUGGAAUGGGGUCCCCUUGGUGAUUGCUGCACAUCCUGGAAAGCCGAACCAGUUCGCUCUGGGUUUGAGUGAUGGCGGAGUGCUGGUGGUUGAGCCUCAAAAGUCUGAAGAUGAAUGGGUUGAUGACAACACCGAAAUAACAGCAAAGUUGUAGUAAUAGACUAAUAGGAUUAUAGGAAGAAGACACUGAGAAAUGAAGUUUUGGUAUUCGUUUAGAACCUCAAAAUGGGAUCCUGACUUGUCUGCGAGGUUUUACUUCAAUUUGGAAAAAAAAAAAAAAAAGGUUUUGAUUGCAUUCUACUUUCAAUA